AUGCCAAGGCUCAAGCCUUCAACUUUCUGGAAGGCCUAUGCCAUCAACAAAGGACUGCCCUUUUUACUUCCAGAAUGCAGAACCAUCUCUGCCGCUAAGCAAGAGCUUAGAUGGAUCUCACAGGAGUGCUCUAACGAGCAGCAAAUACUGCAAUGCUGUAAGCUGCGACACAGCCAUUAUCCUCUACAAUACAUCUUGAAAUCACAGCCAUUCGGACCCCUGGAUAUACGAUGCAAACGUGGAGUCUUGAUUCCGCGGUGGGAAACAGAAGAAUGGACAAUGGAUCUAGCACAAAGACUUCCUGUCGACCAAGAAAUGCGUCUCGUGGACCUGUGUACCGGUUCCGGCUGUAUUGCUCUUUUAAUGAAGCAUUUACGGCCUAAACUGACCGUCAAUGCGUUCGAUUGCUCACCUCUGGCAAUACAUUUGGCCCACCAAAACGCUCGAGAGCUAGGCAUUGAUGUUCAAAUAGCGGUACAAAAUAUCCUUGAUGACACAGCACCCAAGACUCUUCCUAAUUUCGAUCUCAUCACCUGUAAUCCACCAUAUAUUCCACAAUCGACAUUCAUCAAAGAGACCUCUACAUCCGUGAAGCUUUUCGAGCCAAAACUAGCCCUCCUUGGCUCAUUCGAGUUUUACGACAAUCUGAUCAAAACUUGGCUUUCCAAAACUGACGCAUUUGUUUACGAGGUGGGCGGGCUAUCGCAGUGCAUCUACGUUCAUGAUAAAAUCGCACAAGAUUCGGAGCUGUCUAAACUGUGGCGAGUGGGAUUCAAGUUUGAUUCCAACAAACAGAGUAGAGUAGUUUACGGGUACAAGCAAAUCAGCACUAGAGUGGACUGGAAAGAAGUGUUUAAAGGGUUUGGCAAACUUGGACACUAA
Molecule: messenger RNA, 882 nt
Organism: Lachancea sp. 'fantastica'
Lineage: Eukaryota; Fungi; Ascomycota; Saccharomycetes; Saccharomycetales; Saccharomycetaceae
Source: the annotation of a GenBank genome assembly